UUUUGUCGACGUGGGUGAUCCUCAAACUGUGGCACUGGCUGUCAGUCACUUAAACAACACCAUUUACAAUGGCCCGUCGCCUGGUUGUCAGAAGCUGUGACAGACCAGUGGAGUCAUUGGACCUGGAAUUACCGCCUUUGGAGAAGGUCGACCAAGACUCAUCUAAAGGGACCAAAACCUUGUCUUCCUCCGGAAAAACCAAAGAUGGAAGCCUGAUCAACUAUGCAGUCCCUCUGGAAAUGAGAAGUUUGAUGCUGGUGGAGAUGCUGUCCAGCUGCUUCAAGGCCACGGCGUGGAUUGUUGAGAGUGCGAAGGUCCGUGGGGAGGUGGGACUGAUGGUCAUGGAAACGUACCCUCAGAUGCCGUUCUUCUGGGCCAUGAACCUGAUUCCAGAUACCUAUGUGAAGAUGUGCCAGUUGUUCAAUGCGCUUUCCGUGGUUACACAUGAUCAACCGUUCCUCAAGAAGGAGGAUGUGCAGAGGGGCCGGCGCUGCAUGGCCGAGUACCCAGGAGAGAGCGGCGAAUGGAACAGAUGCUGGAUAGUUGAUGUGGUGGAGAAUAAAGUCAUCCUGUUCUACGUGGACUCUGGGAACACGGCUUGUGUCCCUGCAGCAGCAGUGAAAGCUCUGAAUGAUGACAAGUUCUGGGCUGUCCCUCCACUGGUUCAACCUUUCGUCCUGCAACAAGGAGUCCUGGGCAAUCAAAAGAUGGAUGGGACAAUCCUGAAGGGAAAUGUGGUUGGAUUUCAUGAGGCAGAGCCCCACAUCCUGAAAUUUUCCAAGUCAGAUGACAGCUGAAAGCAGCACUGAGGGAAGAAACCUACCAAUAUUUCAAAAAUAAAGUUAUGAAUUUAUAAACACAACUGUGCGUAUUGCCCUUCAUGUUCCAGAGCUCUAGGCUGUAGGGGAAGGCAGGGACAAAAACAAUGCUGCGUGAAUGGAUUUUAUGGGAUUUCCAAGCCCUGUGGUCUCUCAAACAAUCACUGGCCACCCUUUAUCUUUCUGUGUACUGGGAAAUUUUGUGUC
Pristis pectinata (smalltooth sawfish) is the source of this 1025-nucleotide messenger RNA. RefSeq names its product tudor domain-containing protein 10-like. The transcript has 8 exons. The coding region runs from base 69 to 797 and encodes 242 amino acids. Lineage: Eukaryota; Metazoa; Chordata; Chondrichthyes; Rhinopristiformes; Pristidae. The record is from RefSeq and is a predicted model, not a curated record.